Messenger RNA from Neurospora tetraspora, 2616 nucleotides. Its product is annotated as FAD/NAD(P)-binding domain-containing protein. Gene Ontology annotation, molecular function: N,N-dimethylaniline monooxygenase activity; NADP binding; flavin adenine dinucleotide binding. The transcript is spliced from 4 exons. The coding region runs from base 139 to 2373 and encodes 744 amino acids. The record is from RefSeq and is a predicted model, not a curated record. NCBI's taxonomy places the organism in Eukaryota, Fungi, Ascomycota, Sordariomycetes, Sordariales, Sordariaceae.
UGAAGCUGCUCACUGCAUUAACGACAUCGCGACUGACCACGCCGAGCCCCCGACAUCCGGGUCCGAGGCAUAUUUACCAACCUGAGCUCCCUCGGACCGUCCAUUUGCAGACGAGCCGGCCGGUCCAUUCGUGGCAUCAUGGCGGCUCCAAAGAAAGUUUGCAUUGUUGGUGCUGGUCCGUCUGGUCUAGUUGCAGCCAAGUCACUCCUCCAUGACCAGCCCAAGGGGACCUUCGAUGUCACCAUCUUCGAAGCCCAGAACCGUCUGGGCGGUCUUUGGCCGUCGAGGAAGGACGACAACGCCGGUUUUGUUCACCCGCUCAUGGCAGCUAACCAGAGCAAACAUACCGUCCAGUUCAGCGACCUGGCCUGGCCCGAUGACGCCCCCGAAUUUCCCAGAGCCUGGCACAUUGGACGCUAUCUCGAGCGAUACCAUGAUCGAUACUGCCAGGACGCCAAACUUUGCCUUGGCGAGCGUGUUGUCCACUCUGAACUGCUUGAGGGAGCCAAGUGGAAGGUCCGGACAUGCUCCCAAGAUGGCCAACAGCUCGACCAUACGUUUGACUACCUGCUUGUCGCAUCCGGUUUCUUCGGCAAGCCAGUGAUACCUCCACCGGUGGCCACCAGUGGUGAUAUCCCGGUUGUCCACAGCAGUCAGUACAGGACUCUCAGCGCGUUACUCGAACAGACAAAAGGUGCAGGGCGCAAGAUUGUGGUGGUUGGAGGCCAAAUGUCGGGUGUUGAGAUUGCCGGUACUAUUGCAACCCAUCUCUCGUCUGCACUGCACUCGCCUGGUUCAAGCACUCUUCAGGACUUGGACAAGUACUCGAUUCACCAUGUUUGCCAAAGGCCUGUCUGGGUCUUUCCGCUGUUUACAUCUCCAAAGCCUGCCUCUCCCGCACCGCCGUUCUUGCCUAUGGAUCUUUGUUCAUACAACCUAGCCAACAGACCCGACAACCUAACCAAUAUGCAAGGCCAUGUCUCGACAGAGGCCGCAAAGACACGUCAUUCAAUCUUCGAAACAAUGCUGGGGACUGAUCAGUCCGACUUCUCACCCAGUCUGGCCAUUACAAACACCGACACGGACAAGCCCCCUUACCUGGCCGUUAGUGACACUUAUGCAGACUUUGUCCGCAGCGGACUCAUAUCGGUGUCACAUGGAAAAGUAGACUCCCUGACCGGCAGUACUGUUACCGUCACAACAGCUCGGGGAGAUGUAAGCAAAAUCGACAAUGUUGCGGCAGUAGUGCUAGCAACUGGCUUCGAGGCAGCAUCAUCCAUCUCUUUCCUGCCAUCCUCUGUCCAAGAGACCCUGUCGGUGGUGCCCUCUGACCUAAACACUACUGUUGCCUUGGCCUUUCAUGGUACCCAUCAUCCAGCAAUUCCCUCCUUAGGGUUUGUCGGUUUCUACCGAUCACCUUAUUGGGGUGUCAUGGAGAUGCAAGCCCGCUUUGUCACAGCUUUGUGGACGGCCGGAGGACCUGCUUCUUCGUCACUUCCUCCCAAGAUGGCCGUCGCUCUUGGUGAAGAUGAUUCUAUUGAGCGGACUUUGGCUCUACGAACUGAUCCUCGAGUUUCUCAGUUUCCCAUGGGCGAUUACCCAUGGCUCAUGCAAGAGUUUUCAAAGGCUCUAGAAAUUGACCGCAUACCACCGUUGGGGAAGAUGCCUAGAGUUCCACCAGCUGACAAAAGCAUGGACAUCCUGACACCAGCACGCUAUCCGGCAAAGCGAACAAGUGAGGCACAACGUACAGAAGUCGACAAGUCCAUUCAGCAGACUGAGAGCACAACAUGGUCUGGUGUUUCCUCGGCAAGGUUUGUUGCAAAAGCUGUCUUCCGUUCCCUCUUGGGCGAGUGGAAGCUGGAGAGGGAUCUUGUGAGUCGCCUUCCCACUCAUCCGAGCGGGCAUUUUAGCGGUACUGCCAGGUUCCUGCUCAGGGAACGUACAAGAGAUGGACGUGAAGCCGAGCACGAUGCUGCUUUGGACAGGGAUGACGAUAUCGGGUUGGAGUAUCUCUACGUUGAGGAAGGCAUGUUCGCUGCCUCCAACGGCCUCUCUUUCCGUGCAACAAGGAGAUAUGUUUGGAGGUAUGAUGAAAAGAAGGACAAGCUGAGCGUCUGGUUCGUCAAGACGGACGAUCAAAAGAGGGCGGAUUAUCUGUUUCACCAAGUGGAGUUCAUUAUUCCGGACACGGAAACCGAGGGUGCACCCCAAGCAUGGCGAGCAAAUGCUGGACAUCUAUGCAUCGACGACUUCUACGACGUCGACUACCGCUUCAACUUCAAGGCCAUCAACCUCAAAGAUUGGUCUCUAGCCUACCGAGUCAAGGGGCCGCAGAAAGACUAUAUCAUUGAGGGGACAUACACACGGUGAAUCGGCGAUUGGGAUUGUUCACAUGGGAAGCAAGAUGCAGUGUGAUAAUGGCACCCAUAGUAGCGAGCCACAAAUGAUGCUAUCACAGACCCUUGGUGUGGAUGAGAGUGCCGAGAGUUGUGAUAGUGCCACAACCAAUAUCAUCUUUCAUCCAGCAACCUGCUUAGUGGCGAUGGAAUCCUAGAGGUGCGAUAAAUCCGGUGGCUUUCAGGCCAUUCGUCGUCUGGAAGCUGCAACGAGCCA